Ananas comosus (pineapple) is the source of this 3368-nucleotide messenger RNA. Its product is annotated as CRS2-associated factor 1, chloroplastic. Gene Ontology annotation, molecular function: RNA binding. Gene Ontology annotation, biological process: Group II intron splicing. The record is from RefSeq and is a predicted model, not a curated record. The coding region runs from base 1 to 2874 and encodes 957 amino acids. NCBI's taxonomy places the organism in Eukaryota, Viridiplantae, Streptophyta, Magnoliopsida, Poales, Bromeliaceae. The transcript is spliced from 6 exons.
AUGGGGAGCCUCGGUGCCUCGACUUUGCAGCCUUCACCGCAUCGAUCGCUAGGACCUAAUCGUGUUCACCAACCUCUCCACCGCCUCUUCGGUAUGCUGGCUUCGGCGUCGGGGGAGCCCUUCCUACGCCGCCGCCGCCGCCAGCAGGAGAUCGAGGCCGACCUCCGCCGCCUCCGCCGCUUCCGCUCCGCCAACCUCAUCCUCGCCUACUCCCCUUCCCCUUCCCCUUCCCCUUCCCCGCCCUCCCCCGUCUCCAAAUCCCGCGGCUCCCCUUCCUCCCCCUCCCCCUCUUCCAUCCCCGGCCGCGCCUCCAAGUACUCCAAACCCCCUCCCCCAAACCCUAACCCUAACCCUAACCCUAACCGUAACUCUGGCCCCUCCUCGCACCCCGCCUUCCGCCCCAUCUCCAAGCCUCGCUCCCCUGCUCGCGUCGAAACCGGAGAAUUCUCCAUCUCCGAGAAGGGGAUAACCUACAAGAUCAAGGACGCGCCCUUUGAAUUCCAGUAUAGCUACACCGAGACCCCCAAGGUGAAGCCGCUGGCACUGCGCGAGCCGCAGUUCCUGCCGUUCGGACCCACCACGAUGCCCCGGCCGUGGACCGGCCGUGCCCCGCUGCCGCCCAGCAAGAAGAAGCUUCCGGAGUUUGACUCGUUCCGGCUGCCCCCUCCUGGGAAGAAGGGGGUGAAGCCGGUGCAGGCGCCUGGGCCGUUCAUUGCGGGGUCAGGGCCCAGGUACCAUGCGGGAUCAAGGGAGGAGAUAUUGGGGGAGCCGUUGACGGCAGAGGAGGUCGCAAACUUGGUGAAGGGGUGCCUGAAGAUGAGGAGACAGCUGAAUAUGGGUAGAGAUGGUUUAACGCACAAUAUGUUGGACAAUAUUCAUGCACAUUGGAAAAGGAGGAGGGUGUGCAAGAUAAAAUGUAAAGGCGUGUGCACAGUUGAUAUGGAUAAUGUUUGUCAACAGUUAGAGGAAAAAACGGGAGGAAAGAUAAUAUACCGCAAAGGCGGAGUUAUCUACUUAUUUCGUGGCAGAAACUACAAUUACAGAACUCGUCCCAGAUUUCCUCUUAUGCUCUGGAAGCCUGUAACACCAGUGUAUCCACGGUUGGUUCAGCGAGUACCAGAAGGGUUGACUUUAGAAGAAGCCACUGAAAUGCGCAAGAGAGGGCGUCAAUUAACCCCAAUAUGCAAACUAGGCAAAAAUGGCGUAUACAUUAACCUUGUUCAGCAAGUUCGAGAGGCAUUCGAAGCAUGCGAACUGGUUCGCAUUAACUGCAAAGACAUGGAUAGAAGUGAUUGCAGGAAGAUUGGUGCCAAGCUAAAGGAUUUGGUUCCCUGUGUUUUAAUCUCAUUUGAGCGUGAACAUAUACUCAUGUGGAGAGGGAAAGAUUGGAAAUCAUGUUUUUCACCAUUAGAAGACAAUUUCUCUGAAGCUAAUCAAGCAACCACAUUGAAUAUAAAUGACUCAUCAUUAAACGACUUGCUGGAUUCUAAUGUUGGAAAAAGCUUAGAUGACGAAAUCACUACCGAAAUGCCUAAUGAGAACAUGAGCCUAAAUGAAUUCGAGUGUCACUUGAAGCUGGGGAAUGUGAGUGAGAUGUCAACAGCUUUAGUUGAGCCGAAAUCUUCAAUCACUGCUCACCAAGAAUCAUCUGCUGUAGUUGUGGGGGAUAACGUGAAAGGUUCAUCUCUCCAAAUACCUCAAAAUCUCUCUUUAAAUGGACAUCUAAAUAUACAAGAAUCAAGUGAGAACUUUUCUUAUCAAGGAGGAGAUGAACCAUUGGCUACUACUUUUUGUAAUGACACAGUUGAUAUUCUAGACACUAUUAUCGAGGAGUUGGAAGUAAAAGAAAGAGACGGUAUAGUAAUCCAGGAUUUAAAAGAACCAAGUGAGAAUCUUUCUUAUCGAGGUGGAGAUGAACCAUCAGUUUCUUUUAGUAAUAACCCAGUCGAGAUGCCAGACACUAUUUAUGGAAGCUUUGAGGAGUUGGAAGUAGAAGAAAGAAAGAGAAUAGAAAUCCUGGAUUUAGAAGAACCAUGUGAGAAUCUUUCUUAUCAAGCAGGAGAUGAACCACCAACAAGUGAUUUUAGUAACAAUGAUGCACUUGAUAUUCUAGACACUAUAAAUGGAAGCAUUGAGCCUCUGGGAUUAAAAGAAACAGAGAGAAAAGAAAUCCGGGAUUUAGAAGAACCAAGUAAGGAUCUUCCUAAUCGAGGGGACGAACCAUUAACAACUUCUUAUAGUAAUGACCCACAUGAUAUACCAGACACUAUUAGAAACGUCGAGGAGUCGGAAUUUAAAGAUACAGAGAAAGUAGGAAUCAACGAUUUCGAAGAACCAAAUGAGGAUCUUUCUCAUCUAGCAGCAGAUGAGCUAUUGGCAACUUCUUUCAGUGAAGAGUCAGCCAAUAUGCUUGAAACAAAAACUAUUAAUGGAAGUAGCGAGGAGUUAGAAGUUAAAGAAAGAGAAAGAAUAGAAAUCCAGAAUGAAGCAAAGUCUGAUGGAGAAUUUUUGAAGGGGGUAAAAGAUCUUUUGAGGCAGGCUGUAGAGAGUGGCAGUGCUGUAAUUCUGGACAACGAGUCUUUAGAUGCUGAUUUUGCUUUCCAACAGUCAGUUGCCCUUGCCAAGAGAGCACCACGUGGGCCAGUUUUCCGGUGUAGGGUUAGGAAAGUUGCCUUUAAGAGGAAUGAGAAAGAGAGUGGCGAGCAACUCAAUGAGCAACAAGAUGUAGAGGUUAGGGUUUCUACCAUCACUGAGAGGAAAGUUAGUAGGCAUAAAAAGAAUGCGAGGAAAGGGUAUGAUCUUCCAGAUGUUAUCCCUGGUGCGGUUUCUAAGGGGAGCUUGAGAGUGGAUGAACUUGCAAAGCUAUUAGGUUGAAUUCUAUGUGGUAAAAUUUCCCGUUUGUUCGGAUGAAGCCUUAUAUAUAUUCAUUCUUGGCUACGCGCUCCACAAAUGGAUUCUUCAUUCUAAUGAUGCAGCUAAACUGUAAAAGCGCUUUGGAGAGUUCCAGCUGUAAUGGAUGGAAAGACGCGCAUGAAAGUUGGUAGGUCGAAGGAUGCUUCGAAACGCCAAAUGCUUUAUUUUAACCUACUUGUGGUUUUAUGGGACCAUUAGAAGGGCAAAAAGUGGAAAACAGAUUAUCACAAUACAAUGAAGCUAUUGACUUUCGAGGCAAGUUUUCUACGGUUUAGAGGCAUUCAUUUUUAGCGUGCAAAUGUGAGAUGAAAGUGUAUAAAUUCUUCGAAACACACUGCCUGUUUUUGACCUUUCUGUGACAGGUUCAGGUUCUUCUUGCAGGCGAAUUAACUGUACAUUGUUAACUAUGUAAGGAAAAAGUAUUGUUUAUGUGAUAUCUGUGUUUUGAAGUUGUA